This is a messenger RNA of Alternaria triticimaculans, 648 nucleotides long. RefSeq lists its product as uncharacterized. Bases 1 to 648 code for a protein of 215 amino acids. Lineage: Eukaryota; Fungi; Ascomycota; Dothideomycetes; Pleosporales; Pleosporaceae. The transcript has 2 exons. Gene Ontology annotation, molecular function: protein binding. The record is from RefSeq and is a predicted model, not a curated record.
AUGAAGAAAUCCAACGGACCUCGCGCAAGUGCCGUUGCCGCAUCAGAGACCGUCGUCAUCGUCUUCAAACUACGCGAGAAGCAAAAACACUAUACCUUACACAAACGGCUGUUGACAUACCACUCUGGAUACUUUCGAAGCCGCCUUGCCGACGGAUCGGAAAUCUAUCACGUUUCCGAGUCCGCAGAUUUCGAUACCAUGGAUUUCGACAUUCUCGUUGACUGGAUGUAUGAAAGGAGCCUUCCUGCUCUGAUCGACAUGGAGAGUGAUGAGGACAUGCUGAACGUUUACAUGAUAGCGGAAAAUCUAUCGAUCGGAACCUUGAAGAACGCAUUGAUGGAUGUCCUGUUCGAUUGGCUGCCACCUUGCUUUCUCAGUGCCGAGGACCUCGAAAUGAUCUGCGAGAGUUUGCCACAGAAUGAUCCUCUACUCCGGCUUACCACAGAUAUAUUCUGUUUGAAGGGAUGGGUUGAAGAGCUGAGUAAUGGGCACCCCGGGUGGGUUGAUAACUUGCCACAGCAAUUUCUGGUUCGUGUGAUCCAAAGGAUGGACCAACUCAGUAAGCUGCCGGAGGCCGAUCGUGAGCUCAAACGUGAGGACUACGACAUCGUUGAGUGUGUAUCAUCUGAGGAUAAAGACGGAGAAUGA